Messenger RNA from Tauraco erythrolophus (red-crested turaco), 1698 nucleotides. NCBI's taxonomy places the organism in Eukaryota, Metazoa, Chordata, Aves, Musophagiformes, Musophagidae. The record is from RefSeq and is a predicted model, not a curated record.
GGCGGGCCCCCCCCGGGCAGCCCGCCGCUGAGCCCGCUGUGGCAGAGCCGGUUUCAGGAGAAGGAGGACCUGCAGGAGCUUAACGACCGCCUGGUGGUCUACAUCGACCAGGUGCAGACACUGAAGACCGACAAUUCGGUGCUGCAGGAGGCGAGCAGCGACAGGGAGCUGGGCGCCCUGCGGCGCCACUACGAGGCGGAGCUGGCCGACGCUCGCCGGGCGCUGGACGACAUCGCCACGGAGCGGGCCACGCUGCAGGCGGAGCUGAGCAAGAUCGGUGAGGAGCACCAGCAGCUGCGCAGCAGGAAUUCAAAAAAAGAAGCUGAUUUAAACCUGGCACAGGCUCGUAUGAGAGACCUUGAUGUUAAGCUGAAUGCGACAGGAGCUGACUUAGUAACAGCUUUGAAUGAGAAACGAAGUUUGGAGAAUGACCUUCGUGAAUUAAACAAUCAAGUAGUCACUCUGCAGCUGUCACUGGAAGAUAUCAAAAAACAUCUCCACACUGAAACACUGAAGAGGGUGGACCUGGAAAACUAUAUGAAAACUCUGCAGGAACAACUGACAUUCCAGAAACGUGUUCAUGAAGACGAGCUCAAGGAGACAAAAAGAGUCCAUGAGAGCAGGAUGGCAGAAAUAGAAUCUGGCUAUCAGAGAGAAUUUGAGAGUGAGCUCUCAGAUGCUCUGCAGAGGCUCAGAGAAGAACAUGAAGAAAAAAUUCAAGGAUACAAAGACGAGCUGGAGCGAACAUUCAGUGCAAAAAUUCAGAAUGCUCAGCUAUCUGCAGCAAGAAAUAGUGACCUUGCUGAUGUUGCUCAGGAGGAGCUGAUGGAAACAAAGCUGAGAGUUGAUACUUUGACAUCUGAAGUUAAUCAAUAUGAAAGCCAGAAUGCUGCUUUGGAGAACAAAUUAAAGGAGCUACAGAAGACACUGGAUUAUGAUCGCAAUCUCUAUCAAAGGCACAUGGCUGAAAAAGAGAAGGAAAUGGCACAAGCCCGGGACCAGGCACAAUUACAGUUGGAAGAAUAUGGGAAUCUCUUAGAUGUGAAACUGGCUCUAGAUCUGGAAAUAAAUGCCUACAGAAAGAUGCUGGAAGGAGAGGAACAGAGGCUAAAGCUGCCACUAAGUCCAUCUUUACACAGCACUGCAACUCAAGCUACAAUUCAAGGGCGACGGUUCCUGCAUGGGAAGAAAAGGAAAGCGAAAGAAGGCCAAAAAAGGGGACAUAGUGCUGGGUUUAAGACUGUUCAGCAUGCUUCAUCUUCUGGAAAUGUAACUAUUGAAGAAAUUGAUGAAGACGGAAAAUUUGUCAAGCUUAAGAACAACUCUGAUGAGGAUCAACCAUUACAUGGAUGGGUGCUAAGACGACAUCUUGGAAGUGUGUCAGAUGUAACAUAUGAAUUUCCUCCACGGUUCACUCUUCAAGCAGGCCAAGUAGUUACAAUCUGGGGUGCAGCUGCUGGUGUAAGUUCAGGUCCUGGUGAUCUGAUCUGGAGGUCUCAGAGGUCUUGGGGAUCUGGGUGUAAUGUUGAUGUUACACUCAUCUCAGCUGAUGGUGAGGAACUUGCAGAGAGGAAGAUAAUGCAUAUACCCAGAGAAGAAGAAAGUGGUGAGCAAAAUGAUGAGUAUGAAGAAGUAACUGGAAGUGAAACAGACUUUCCACCUCAGCAAAGUGAGGAUCGUAGCUGUUCCAUCAUGUAA